Molecule: messenger RNA, 5240 nt
Organism: Wasmannia auropunctata (little fire ant)
Lineage: Eukaryota; Metazoa; Arthropoda; Insecta; Hymenoptera; Formicidae
Gene: Cdk12
Product: cyclin-dependent kinase 12
Exons: 11
Coding region: 573-5132 (1519 amino acids)
Biological process (GO): transcription elongation by RNA polymerase II; positive regulation of transcription elongation by RNA polymerase II; protein phosphorylation
Cellular component (GO): nucleus; cyclin/CDK positive transcription elongation factor complex
Molecular function (GO): cyclin-dependent protein serine/threonine kinase activity; cyclin binding; RNA polymerase II CTD heptapeptide repeat kinase activity
Source: RefSeq, a predicted model, not a curated record
GCAAGCCAAUCACAGCACAAUCACAGCGCUUGAAACUAGAAAGCCUCUAAGCAGAGAGGAUCCUGAAUGGCUGUAUCGACCAAAAUUGCAAGUGAUGGGGAAUUUUUCGAGAUAUCUAGAGUCUUUCUCUUUUUCUCGUCGUACUUGUAAGUUGUAACAAUUGCUGGCGUUCACCGCGCAGCGGCGACACCGUGCGCGCGAACACUGUGAGCGAAGGCGUUUGCGUCGCGCAGAUAGAAACGACGUGCUAAAUGGUUAAUCGCUUCGGUCGAGCUAGGCUUUUAUGAGCGAGCCAGAAUCCAAUCGAAAGAAAACACAUGAGACAUGAUGCGAUCGACCGAUAGAAUCAUAAAAAUAUGAUCGUUUGAACUCCGUACGAACGCAAUAGAGAUAAAUUUCUGGCCAGAGACAUCGAUCGUCCACUAAUUACGUGCUGGAGCUUGUUCGCGCGAGGAAGAAAACGACGUAACCGUUACGCAUUCUCAUCCGCCUUUACGUGUUGGUUUCGGACCUGAUGCGAACAACACCGAGGCUCGCCGCGACGUUCCAGGACAUACAUCGCACUAGGUGACAUGCCUAGCACUCGUGAUAUCGAACGAGCUGAACGUAAUGGAAGAUUCCGUUCACGAAGAAGAGGUAGUGCGAGCAGUGACGUGAAUCGACACAGCUUUGAUGGUACCGACAAGCGACACAGAAGACAUGGCAAAAGCAAGAAUUCUGGAAAAAAGAAGAAGAAACGUUCGCGUGACAAAUCACUAGAGACAAUUCCAACUGUAGCUUCGUCCGUUGUGAAACCACUGGUCGAGUAUUCCGACGUGAGUAGUGAAGAUCUCUCCGAGCCUGAAGCAGGAGAGAUACAAUCGGAAGACAGUCGCGCCAACAGUUACACAGACGGGGAAGUACCUGAAUCGUUUCUUCAAAGACGAUAUUAUGGCGGUAGCCCAGUUCGCGCUCUCGGAGCAUCGCCCAUCAGCUUGUCUCCGUCACCGUCGGUUCAGCAUCGACACUCCAGUAGACAGUACUCUUUGUCGAACGAGCAACAACAACCUACGACGAUGCACGGCACGUCGCCGGAGUACGAAGAAGAAUCGAGACGAUAUGCUCGACGAAAGGAAAAGAAGCAUAAACGUGAGAAGAAGAAGAAAAGAAGUUUGAGUCCGUCGUCGAAUUCGGGGAAAAAGAAGAAGAGAAAAUCCAAGAGGCAUUCUCACAGCAUAAGUCCGCAUCAUACUGUUGGGGGGGAGGAAAUCGUUCAGAGCCCAAAUCGUGAGAAACAACCGUCGAUUGUCGUCUCCGCUAAUUGGUCAGAAUCACCACCAUUACCAUUGAAGGACAACAUGUCGCCCAUCUCACCCGCUACGCCGCGCGAACAGAGAUGUCCUAGUGACGACGUGGAACUGGAGAUGUCGAGGCAGACAUCUCGUAACGUGACACCACCAUCUCUUUCAUCAACGCGGCAGAUAGAAUCGCCGCACACACCUCUAAUGCCUCCAUGCGCCACGACGCCGGAGACUUUGAAUAAAGCCGCCGGACCUGUCGCUGUGCCAAAGCACAGCAGUCCUGAUCGGCAGAAACGUAGUCCCAGUGUCCACGUGAUGCGCCGUACCAGCGUUAGUCCUGGACCCGUUGGUAUAAACCGCAGGAGGCCACACAGCCCGAGUCCGCCGUCAAGACGAAGGGAUCACAGUCCACCGUCGCGAAGAAGAGACUUUAGUCCUACUCCGGUGCUCCAUAGACUUAGGCACAGCCCGAGCCCGGCCACCGUCAGACGACGAGAGUUUAGCCCGAGUCCCAGUAGUAGUAGUCACAGGCGACGAACGGAUAGCGGAAUUAUUUCUCCUAAACGUAGAAGACGAGACGAGUCCGAUCGACGUAGCCACCGGCUUCAUGACAAGGACAGAAGGGACAAGCGGAAAUCGAGAUCAACUAGGAGUCCCACUGGAAGCAGAUUACAUUUACCUUUGUCACGAUCGCGAUCACGCAGUCCAGGAAGAAACUGGCGAAAGCUAUCCCGUUCGAGAUCACGUUCGCGUCCCAGAAGAAGUCGAACCCCAAAGAGAUCGCGCUCGCCUAGCAAAUCCCGCAAGACCUCGAGGAAACUCAAAUCAAAGAGCCCGCGACCCAGAAUACCUUCUCCUUCUCCUCACAGAUCCCGGGCUAGAAGCCCGUCAAGCAUUACCGCUCGAAAUCUUCGAGUACAAGCGAAAAUCAGCGAGACUAGUCUGUUUGCGGAACUUGUCAAGGAUCGUAAUAUGAGGGAGUUGGCGUUCAAGAAGUUGCAGGCCGCAAAGGAAAAAGUCGGGAACCAAGAUGAGGUGCAAAUCAUAGAGAGUACCGAUGAGAAGGACGGUGAUGGCGGUAACGCGUCCUCCGAGAAUAAAGCUUCCACUGACAAUAAGGACAGAUCGCAUAUAAAUCACAAGGAGCAACUUGCAAAGGCUGGCGAUAGCGUAGUCGACGUUACCGAUAUUCCUGUUCCAACGAGUGACGACGGUGUUAUAACGUGCAAAACGCCACCAUUGCCACCAACUGGUGUACCGUUACCUAUUAAUCCAAUAUCUGCUGCGACGAAUCCGCUUGCGUCUCACGCAGGUGUGCAUACCUCGCCCAACCCACCCUCGAUGAUGUCCAACAGCAGCUGUCCGAUCGUCGUGUCACACAGCCCGAAUUUCCCGGCUCCCGCCCCUGGAGUGCAGCAACCACCGCCGCCGCCACCGCCGCCGCCACCACUGCCGCAAUCUACUGAAUCUGCAUCUACAGUCUUGACGUCACAAGUGCCCGUUCCUAUGCCCAUGUCGGUGCCGCCAAUCCCGCCGACACCGAUUCUACCCAACAUGUCUGUCCCACCGCCACCCAUUCCACCUAUUCCCGUUCCAGCGCCCAACACAAUCAUGUCCAAGUUUAAUCCACCCAAUAAUCUUGUACCACUUAAAUCUGUGGACCCUCCCAAGCCUCCCAUAGUAACGUUCACGACCAAAAGCUUAAAGAGAUUACCGAUGCCACCUGGCAUUAAUCAGAAUGAUUUGGAAAGCAUAGAUUCCCCACCGAGCCGUUCCCCGAGUCCUCUCAGCAAGACACAGUUAAAGUUCCCAGCGUCGACAAAGCCACUGCAAAAAAAGGGUAUCAAGGAUCUGCCAAUGCCGCCGGUCGUACCUGGAUCGGAAGACUUGAGCGGCGAGGAUGAUCCAAAUGCAACACCGCCGCGUUUGAAGGUCGAACGAGUGGCACCAAAGCCAAAAUUGAAAAGACCGAAAAUACUGAAACGCAGAGGAUCGCGAAACUGCCAUGCUCCUAUGUCGGCUUCCGGCGGCAAGGAUUGGGGUGAACGAUGCGUUGACGUAUUCGAGUUUAUUGCGCAGAUCGGAGAGGGCACAUAUGGACAAGUGUAUAAGGCACGAGAUAAACGAUCCGGUGUAAUGGUAGCUUUGAAAAAAGUUCGACUUGAAAACGAAAAAGAAGGCUUUCCUAUCACAGCAGUCAGAGAAAUAAAGAUCCUGCGACAACUCAAUCAUAAAAAUAUCGUUAAUCUUAGAGAAAUUGUCACUGACAAGCAAGACGCACUGGAUUUCCGGAAGGAUAAAGGUUCCUUUUAUCUAGUUUUUGAAUACAUGGAUCAUGAUUUGAUGGGUCUGCUGGAAUCUGGCAUGGUGGAUUUCAACGAAAUGAAUAACGCCAGUAUCAUGAAGCAAUUAUUGGAUGGCUUAAAUUAUUGUCACAGCAAAAAUUUUCUUCAUCGCGAUAUCAAAUGCUCAAAUAUCUUGAUGAAUAACAAGGGUGAAGUCAAAUUGGCCGAUUUCGGAUUAGCACGACUUUAUAAUGCGGAGGAUAGACAGAGACCAUAUACCAAUAAGGUAAUCACUCUGUGGUACAGACCCCCUGAACUUCUGUUAGGAGAGGAGCGUUAUGGGCCUGCGAUCGAUGUCUGGAGUUGCGGAUGUAUUUUGGGAGAAUUAUUUUCCAAAAAACCUUUAUUUCAGGCCAAUAUAGACAUGAUGCAAUUAGAGAUGAUUUCGAGGGUUUGUGGGACGCCCACUCCUGCUGUUUGGCCUUCUGUGAUAAAAUUACCACAUUGGCAUACACUUAAGCCAAAAAAACAGCAUAGAAGACGUCUAAGGGAGGAUUUCGCAUUUAUGCCAGGAGCAGCUUUGGAUCUCCUGGAUAAAAUGUUAGAAUUGGAUCCCGAGAAGCGGAUAACGGCAGCUGAUGCGCUUAAAAGUGCUUGGUUGAAAAACGUUCAGCCCGAACAGAUGCCAGCGCCACAGCUUCCGACUUGGCAAGAUUGUCAUGAACUCUGGAGUAAAAAGCGAAAACGCUUAUUACGGGAACAGCAAGAGAGCGCUGCAGCAAAGUUGCCUCCUCUACUUCCCUUUCCGAAUAAAGGAGGUCCCAACAAGGAUGAUCUGUCAGAUGUCGGGGGGUCCUCUAAACGACUAAAGAUGGAAGCAGGCUAUAAUUCACAUCCGAGCAGACUUGGCGCGGAAGUUCAUUACGGUGAAGAUAAUCUGUUUAAUCAGAGCGGACCGUACAUAGUGUCUACGCCAUCAUACUAUUUUAAUACUUCGCCGCCCAUUAAAUCACAGUCGAAUCUAAAGGGAGAUAAUCAACCAUUGGAAAUGUGUACCGAGGAUAAUCUUGCCCGAAGACUGAUGAUUCUCACGAACGCCUUGAAUCAGGGAAAACCAAUUCGAGUCGACGAUCUUCUCUCGUUGCGCUCAGACCAGAAUGAGUGUGAUUCCAAGGUGGGUCAAUUGUUGGCUGAUCUACGCGCGGAGCUUCGUCUCGUCGCAAACGCUCGACCAGGUGGACAGCUGGAUCCUCAUCUUCCUAUAUUGAACCCACCUCUUUUAGAUACAAAUGCGCCGCAUAUGUCAGGUAAUUUCGACGCACACGCGGUGUAUGCCGGCGAUGAUGCCGUGAGCUCUCACGGGCGAUGGUCUCAGCUGGCUACUGCUGGUGUUCGGAACGCUCUGUUGGCGCUCAUAUCGUAUCAUGGUCUGGAUAACACCUAUCCUGCUACUUCUGCGUCCGCUAUCGGUCGAUUACCGUCAAGUAAACCGCUCGGGCAGCCCAACUUGGCGCAGAAUCUUUUCCUGCCCUCGACUUCCUCGCAACAAUCCACUUUUAGUUCUUAAUGAUUUUACAAAGUCAUGCGGAACGUGACACCGUGUAUGUGUAUGUGUGUGAGUGUGAAAUUAGAAAAAAUUUAUAAAUCGCUAUUUUUCAAAUUAUGAUAGUGAGAG